Molecule: messenger RNA, 1149 nt
Organism: Acanthamoeba castellanii str. Neff
Lineage: Eukaryota; Discosea; Longamoebia; Acanthamoebidae
Product: inosine5'-monophosphate dehydrogenase
Exons: 12
Coding region: 1-1149 (382 amino acids)
Biological process (GO): GTP biosynthetic process
Molecular function (GO): IMP dehydrogenase activity
Source: RefSeq, a predicted model, not a curated record
AUGGCGCGCAACGGCGGCAUCGGCAUCAUUCAUCGCUACCUGUCCGCUAAGGAAGUGGAGAAGGUCAAGCGCGCGGAGGGCUACGUCAUCGACACCCCUACUGCAUCGGGAUUGUCUCACAAUGCGCGCCCGCGGCCGCAACAUCCGUCGGCGACGUACAAGGACUUGGAUGAGAAGAUGGAGGAGGCCGGCGUGUCCUCCAUUCUCGUGGUGCAGGAGGGCAAGCUGAUGGGCGUGGUGACCAGGCGCGACGUCGCCCUCAUCGAUGACCCCAACGAACCAGUUUCGAAGAUCAUGACGCCGCGCAAGGAGCUGAUUGUGGGUCGCCCCGGCAUCGGCUUCGAGGAGGCCCGAGACAUCGUCCAAGCAAACAGGAUCAAGAUUUUGCCUCUCGUGGACGAGGAGAACAGGCUCAAGGGCCUGGUGACGUCGAAGGACAUACUUAACCAGAUGCGCCGUCCCUUUGCGUCGCUCGACAAGCGCGGCCAGCUGCUCGUCGGCGCCGCGGUGGGCGUCAAGGAGGGCUUCCUGCAGCGCGCGGAGCGCUUGAUCAAGUCCGGCGCCAACGCUCUGGUCAUCGACAUUGCCCACGGCCACAGUGAUUUGGCGAUCGACGCGCUGGUGGCGCUGAAGAAGCACUUCCCCACGAUGGACGUCAUUGCAGGCAACGUGGCCACGGCCGAGGGGACGCGUGACCUAAUUGAUGCGGGAGCCGAUGGUAUCAAGGUCGGCGUCGGGCCUGGUUCCAUCGGUGACAUCACCAAGGCUAUCGCCGGCGGUGCCUCCACCGUCAUGCUCGGAAGUUCUCUGGCGGGCACAGACGAAUCGCCCGGACAGACGCUCAUCAAAGGCGGCAAGAAGGUCAAAAUCAUCCGCGGCAUGGCCGGGUACGGCGCCAACUUGAGCAACAAGGAGCGCCAGCAGCUGAAGGACGACGUCUUCGAGAUCGUGCCCGAGGGCGUGGAGGGCGUGGUCCCCUACCGAGGCGCCGUUUCGGGCAUCAUACGCCAGCUCGUGGGCGGUUUGUGCAGCGGGGUGUCCUACUGCGGCGCGCACGACAUCGAGGGCAUGCAGGCCAACGCCGAGUUCAUCCGCAUCACGCCGGCGGGCAGGAAGGAGAGCGGCAGCCACGACAUCUCAGAGAUCUAG